CUGCGCCUGCGCGCCGCGGCGGGGCGGCCCCAUUGUGCGGCGCUGGGUACCGCCGCGGCCUCUGCUGCCGGCGAUGGAGGACGGCGGUGGUGUGGGAGCGAGUUCUGCGCCCUCGGGGCUCCCCGCCGGGCUCUCGGCCUCCCAGCGCCGAGCCGAGCUGCGGCGGAGGAAGCUGCUGAUGAACUCGGAGGAGCGAAUCAACCGCAUCAUGGGCUUCCACCGGCCCGCGGCGGGCAAGGGAGAUGAAAGUCAUGCAGAACCCAAGCUGCAGCUGGAACAGGAGAAAUCAAACUCCCUUCCUUCCGUUUCCAAGCGAAUCGUUCUGGGGGACUCCGUGUGCGCCGGGGCAGGCCCCGCCGAGCAUGCAGGCAGCGUGCUGGACCUCCGAGGGGAGAAGGACUUGUUCAGCAGCGCUCCGGAGCGGGGCGGCGAGGCCACCGGCGAGCUCCGGCACCGCAGCAGGGGGGACCUGCCGCCCGAAGCCGCGCCGCGGCCCCCUCGGCACGGCUUGGAGCAGUACUUGUCCAGGUUCGAUGAAGCCCUGAAGCUGAGGAACCAGCUGAUGCACGAGAAGCCGAGCCAGGAGAACGGGAAUGCUGCGGAGGAGUUCGACUCCUUCCGUGUUUUCCGGCUGGUGGGAUGUGCUCUGCUGGCCGUGGCCGUCAGGGCUUUUGUCUGCAAGUACCUGUCAAUAUUUGCACCGUUUCUUACUCUCCAGCUUGCUUACAUGGGGCUUUCCAAGUACUUUCCAAAGUGUGAGAAGAAGGUGAAAACCACAGUGUUGACUGCUGCUCUGCUGCUGUCUGGAAUCCCUGCAGAGGUGAUCAGUCGCUCCAUGGACACCUACAGCAAAAUGGGAGAUGUUUUCACAGACCUUUGUGUCUACUUCUUCACUUUUAUCUUUUGCCAUGAACUGGUUCUGGUGUUUGGUUCUGAAGCACCCUGAUGGCUGUAGAAUCCAAUGCAGUAGCUGCACUAAAGCUUUCUGGACUGUUUGCUUAGUGUCUGGCCACACAGACAGGUUUAAACCUUCAUUAAAAUCCUUUGUCUGGUCGAAUGCUUGAGAGGAGCCUUCAGUCCAGGCAUGCUGGGAAAGGGAGAGAAGGGUCCCAGGCUCAGUUGUGUUGGUUCUGUUUAUUCAAAUGCUGUGUCUAUCUGUUACAAAUGUGAAGACUAAGAUGUGUCAGUGGAUGACUUGUUUGGUUUAGUUAGGUGAUGCUGCCUCAGCCUCCUUCAUAAACGUUCUCCAAGCUGCCUUUGUUCUCUUCAGGGAGAACAGAGAGAAUUCCCUUCAGCAGCAGCAUCUGUGUCUCUGGACAAGGCUCCAGUGUGACUGUAGCUAACUGCAACUGCUCAUUCUGUUCCGUUCAUCUUGAGAAAGCUCUCAAUAAAAGGAAUCCCUUUACCCUGUUGUCCAGUCUGAGACAGUGGAACCCAGCUGCUGCUUCAGGAGAAGGUUGGUGAAACAUGCCACUGUGUUCUGCAGCAUUUGUUGUCCUUGUGAUCGAUUCCACUCCAUGACUGUCGUGCAUAGCAGCUAAGCAAGACCCAGCAAGCAGGCCCUGUUGCUUAUGAACUCACUGGUUGAGAAGCAGGGAGGAAUGCCAUGGUUAACCUCACCUGCUGCUGAGUUUCCAGCAGCCUGAGCUCACAGGUGAGCUACACACCAAAAAUUCGGAUGCCUUUGUUAUUUAACAGCUCAUUCCAUGAGGGGAAGGUUGUGUGUGUUGGCAGCCAGCCUGCAGUGUCAGACAUUUCCUCCAGCACAGGUAAAGCUUCAAGGACACUGGAAGUGUUUCUAACUCUGUGCAGGGAGGCAAAGCCAACUUCUACUGUGGCAUUAAUGUCUGCGAUUGCCUCUUUAUUGCCAGACAUUUGCAUGGAAACCGAAUCUAACUGCAGAGGGAGGAGGUCUCCUGCUGUGGAGUGCUCCAGCAGCCUCUGAGCAGAGCUGGUAGUGUGUUGUGGUGUGCUUCAGGGACUGCCCAGUCAAACCACAGCAGCCAUUCCUGUUUACAUCUCAUGCUACAAGUGGCAGUGAAACAGAAAAUAGUGGCUUGGAGUUGAGUGUUGCUUGAAGACACCCAGAGAGGUGGGAGAUGUCCCAUCCUUGGAACCAUUCCAGGCCAGGUGGUUUGGGGCUCUGAGCAGUCUGCUCUAGUUGCAGUUGUCCCUGCUGAGUGCAGGGGGUUGGACUGGAUGAGCUGUAGAGGUCCUUUCCAGCCCAACCCAGUGCAGAGGGAGAGGGACAUUUGGCAGUCUGUGGCUGUUCAGACUCAUAGAUCAAGUCAAACACAGGUGAAUCCUGUUGCUGGACAGCAGCAAGCCUGUGACUGCUCCUGUCAGUCUGGUAGGAGUUCUGCACGUGGAUGGAGGGAAUUCUUGCAACAGCUGCAGUGCUCCUAGCCCGUGAAAAUGGCCACUGAGGUUACAUGUGGGGACAUCCUCACCUUGCAGCUCUCUGCUUGGAAUCUGGACCUUCAGGUAGCCUAGGCCAAAGCAUCUUUUUUAGCAUAGAGAAGCAUUUCUCUUGGUGUUUGUCUGCAGACUCUUUUGGGAGGGUUAAGCAGAAGUGUUUGGUGAUGCCUCUGUAAAGCAAAGAGCCAUGCUUUGUGCUGAAUCUUUCUGUUAAAGCCUCCUGCUCCAAUUCCAGUGCUGCGUUUCUGCCUCCCAAGCUGUUUGUGCCUGUUUGUGGCAUGAAAAGAAGGAGCUUGGGUUUUUGUUUGGUAGGUUUUUGUGUUUGUGCCGAUUAUUUUAUCAUGUUGCUUUAACAUCUGUCAUGUUAGAGGUGUCCAGGGCUGGGCUCCAAAAGUCUGACUUGGGUCUACUGGCACCAAUAUUUAUUCAGAAGCUCCAAGUGUGUUUAUCUUGGGCAGGAAUCUCAGCAAAAUGAACUGGCUGUGCUUAAGGCUGAGUUGUGUAAAUAACGAGUUUGCUGGAGAGCUACACUUGUUCUGCCUCUAUUUAUAUCCCCAGAUGGCAUACAAAUAAAUGUCCUAAAUACUGAAUGCUAACAUCUGCAAAAGUCAAAUCGUUUGUAAUCCUCAGCAUGAAAAUGUUCAUCCUCAUCAGUUAAACAGCAGGAAAAGAGCUGACCCAGCUGCUGUACAUCCCUUCAGCCCCUUGCACCGUCCUGUGCAGGAGAGAUGGAGUGAGUGAGUGUUCUCAGGUGGUGGAAGAAAUCUUGAGAGACCCAUCCUGGAGCUCUUCAGCAUGUGGCAACUUGGGCUUUGUCCGAUGAUCUCAGGCUGGACUGGAGGAACUCUCCCUGCCCCUGGGUGAGCAGACACAGUGCUGGGAGAGGCUCUUCUCCACCUUCCCUGGAAAAAUGAAUCCCUUUUACUCCCUUUUUAACUUAUCUCUGUCCAUAUACAGACUUCUGUUGAGUGUUUAUUGCCAAGUUGAUUGUUUUCUAUUAAAAGUCUGUUACCCCUUC
Molecule: messenger RNA, 3436 nt
Organism: Pogoniulus pusillus (Red-fronted tinkerbird)
Lineage: Eukaryota; Metazoa; Chordata; Aves; Piciformes; Lybiidae
Gene: CAMLG
Product: calcium modulating ligand
Exons: 4
Coding region: 74-946 (290 amino acids)
Biological process (GO): tail-anchored membrane protein insertion into ER membrane
Cellular component (GO): GET complex
Source: RefSeq, a predicted model, not a curated record